Molecule: messenger RNA, 9375 nt
Organism: Suncus etruscus (white-toothed pygmy shrew)
Lineage: Eukaryota; Metazoa; Chordata; Mammalia; Eulipotyphla; Soricidae
Gene: CACNA1B
Product: calcium voltage-gated channel subunit alpha1 B
Exons: 47
Coding region: 1-7011 (2336 amino acids)
Biological process (GO): calcium ion import across plasma membrane; chemical synaptic transmission
Cellular component (GO): membrane; neuronal cell body; voltage-gated calcium channel complex
Molecular function (GO): high voltage-gated calcium channel activity; calcium ion binding
Source: RefSeq, a predicted model, not a curated record
AUGGUCCGCUUCGGGGACGAGCUGGGCGGCCGCUAUGGGGGCGCCGGCGGCGGGGAGCGGGCCCGGGGCGGCGGCGGCGGCGGGGCCGGCGGGGCGGGCGGCGUGGGCCCCGGGGGUCUGCCGGCCGGCCAGCGGGUGCUGUACAAGCAGUCGAUCGCGCAGCGCGCGCGGACCAUGGCGCUCUACAACCCCAUCCCGGUCAAGCAGAACUGCUUCACCGUCAACCGCUCGCUCUUCGUCUUCAGCGAGGACAACGUCGUCCGCAAAUACGCCAAGCGCAUCACCGAGUGGCCUCCGUUCGAGUACAUGAUCCUGGCCACCAUCAUCGCCAACUGCAUCGUGCUGGCGCUCGAGCAGCACCUGCCGGACGGCGACAAGACGCCCAUGUCCGAGAGGCUGGAUGACACAGAGCCCUACUUCAUCGGCAUCUUCUGCUUUGAGGCUGGCAUCAAAAUCAUCGCGCUGGGCUUCGUGUUCCACAAGGGCUCCUACCUGCGCAACGGCUGGAACGUCAUGGACUUCGUGGUGGUGCUCACAGGGAUCCUGGCCACUGCGGGCACAGACUUCGACCUGCGGACUCUGCGGGCUGUGCGCGUGCUCCGGCCCCUGAAGCUCGUGUCUGGGAUUCCAAGUCUGCAGGUGGUGCUCAAGUCCAUCAUGAAGGCCAUGGUUCCACUGCUACAGAUUGGCCUGCUUCUCUUCUUCGCCAUCCUUAUGUUCGCCAUCAUUGGCUUGGAGUUCUACAUGGGCAAGUUCCACAAAGCCUGUUUCCCCAAUAGCACAGGACCAGAGAUCAUAGAGCCAGUGGGAGACUUCCCCUGUGGCAGGGAGGCACCUGCCCGGCAAUGUGAGGGUGAUACCGAGUGCCGUGAGUACUGGCGGGGACCCAACUUUGGCAUCACCAACUUCGACAACAUCCUGUUUGCCAUCCUGACGGUGUUCCAGUGCAUAACCAUGGAGGGCUGGACCGACAUCCUGUACAAUACAAAUGAUGCAGCUGGAAAUAUGUGGAACUGGCUCUACUUCAUCCCCCUCAUCAUCAUUGGCUCCUUCUUUAUGCUCAACCUGGUGCUGGGCGUAUUGUCAGGAGAGUUUGCCAAGGAGCGUGAGAGGGUGGAGAACCGAAGGGCCUUCCUGAAGCUGCGCCGGCAGCAGCAGAUAGAGCGGGAGCUCAACGGGUACCUAGAGUGGAUCUUCAAGGCUGAGGAAGUCAUGCUGGCAGAGGAGGACAAAAACGCGGAGGAGAAGUCCCCACUGGACGUGCUGAAGAGGGCGGCCACCAGGAAGAGCCGCAAUGAUCUGAUCCACGCAGAGGAGGGCGAGGACCGCUUCGCAGAUCUCAGUGCAGUUGGGUCCCCGUUCACCCGCGCCAGCCUCAAGAGUGGGAAGACCGAGAGCUCAUCAUACUUCCGUCGCAAGGAGAAAAUGUUCCGCUUCUUCAUCCGGCGCAUGGUCAAGGCACAGAGCUUCUACUGGGUGGUGCUGUGCGUCGUGGCGCUCAACACACUGUGUGUGGCCAUGGUGCACUACCACCAGCCCCAGCGGCUCACCACAGCGCUAUACUUUGCAGAGUUUGUCUUUCUGGGCCUCUUCCUCACUGAGAUGUCCCUGAAGAUGUACGGCCUGGGGCCCCGGUGCUACUUCCGCUCGUCCUUCAACUGCUUCGACUUUGGGGUCAUUGUGGGGAGCAUCUUCGAAGUGGUCUGGGCUGCUGUCAAGCCAGGCACCUCCUUUGGGAUCAGUGUGCUGCGGGCUCUCCGGCUGCUGAGGAUCUUUAAGGUUACCAAGUACUGGAACUCCCUGCGGAACCUGGUGGUGUCUCUGCUUAACUCCAUGAAGUCCAUCAUCAGUCUUCUCUUCUUGCUCUUCCUGUUCAUCGUGGUCUUCGCUCUGCUGGGCAUGCAGCUGUUCGGGGGGCAGUUCAACUUCAAAGAAGAGACUCCCACAACCAACUUUGACACCUUCCCAGCUGCCAUCCUCACUGUCUUCCAGAUCUUGACGGGAGAGGACUGGAACGCUGUCAUGUACCACGGGAUCGAAUCACAGGGAGGCGUCAGCAAAGGCAUGUUCUCGUCCUUCUACUUCAUCGUCCUGACACUGUUUGGAAACUACACUUUGCUGAAUGUCUUCCUGGCCAUCGCUGUGGACAACCUCGCCAAUGCUCAGGAGCUAACCAAGGAUGAAGAGGAGAUGGAGGAAGCAGCCAAUCAGAAGCUUGCUCUGCAGAAGGCCAAGGAAGUGGCUGAAGUCAGCCCCAUGUCUGCAGCCAACAUCUCCAUCGCUGCCAGGCAGCAGAACUCGGCUAAGGCACGCUCGGUGUGGGAGCAGCGGGCCAGCCAGCUGCGGCUGCAGAACCUGCGUGCCAGCUGCGAGGCCCUCUACAGCGAGAUGGACCCCGAGGAAAGGCUGCGCUACGCCACCACGCGCCAUCUGCGCCCCGACAUGAAGACGCAUCUGGAUCGGCCGCUGGUGGUGGAGCCGGGCCGUGGGCCUGCGGGGUGCAAGGCCCGGCCGGAGCCCGUCGAGCCCACGGAGCCCGCUGACCCGCCGCGCAGGCACCACAGGCACCGCGACAAGGACAAGACCCCUGGCCCGGCCCCGGUUGCGCAGGACGGCGGGGCCUCGGGACAGGGCGCCCCGAAACCCGAGGGCGCAGAGCCCGGCGCACGCGAUGAGCGGCCGCGCCCGCACCGCAGCCGCAGCAAGGAGGCCGCAGGCCCGAAGGAGGCCCGCAACGAGCGUGGUGGCCGGCGUCACCACAGGCGCGGCUCCCCGGAGGACACGGCCGAGCGGGAGCCCCGACGCCACCGAGCGCACCGCCACGCUCCAGACGCGACCCGGGAGGCCAAGGAGGACACAGCCAAGGCCGAGCGGCGUGCACGCCACCGAGGCCCGCGGCCCAAUGUCCGGGAGCCCGAGGCUGGCGAAGAACCGAGGCGCCACCGGGCCCGGCACAAGGCGCAGAGCGCACACGAGGACCCUGAAAAAGAGGAGGUGGACAGGGACGCUGAGGCCGAGGACCGGGACAAGGAGAAGGAACUGCGGAACCACCAGCCCAAGGAGCCACACUGCGACCUGGAGGCCAGCAGGGUGCCUGGCCUGGGGUCUGUGCAGGCACUGCCCAGCACCUGUCUGCAGAAGGUGGAGGAACAGCCUGAGACUGCGGACAAUCAGCGGAAUGUCAGCCGCAUGGGCAGCCAGCCCCUGGACCUGAGCACCUCUGUGUACAUCCCGGCAUCACUGGCCAGCCCUGCUGGGGACACCACGGCUGCACCCAGUGGCAACGUGGACGUGGAAAGCCAAGCAGAUGGGAAGAAGGCGGCAGAGGCUGACGAUGGGAUGAGGCGGGGGCCCCGGCCCAUUGUCCCGCACAGCUCCAUGUUCUGCUUAAGUCCCACCAACUUGCUCCGCCGUUUCUGCCAUUACAUCGUGACCAUGCGGUACUUUGAGAUGGUCAUUCUUGUGGUCAUUGCCCUGAGCAGCAUUGCGCUUGCUGCUGAGGACCCCGUGCAGACAGAUUCCUCCAGGAACAAUGUUCUGAAGUACAUGGACUACAUUUUCACAGGCGUCUUUACCUUUGAGAUGGUGAUAAAGAUGAUUGACCUGGGACUACUGCUGCAUCCUGGUGCCUAUUUCCGGGACCUGUGGAACAUUCUGGACUUUAUUGUGGUCAGUGGGGCCCUGGUGGCCUUUGCCUUCUCGAGCGUCAUGGGAGGAUCCAAAGGGAAAGACAUCAACACCAUCAAAUCCCUGAGAGUCCUACGUGUCUUGCGGCCCCUCAAGACCAUCAAGAGGCUGCCUAAGCUCAAGGCCGUGUUUGACUGUGUGGUGAACUCCCUGAAGAAUGUCCUCAAUAUCCUCAUCGUCUACAUGCUCUUCAUGUUCAUAUUUGCUGUCAUUGCUGUGCAGCUCUUCAAGGGGAAGUUCUUCUAUUGCACUGAUGAGUCCAAGGAGCUGGAGAGGGACUGCAGGGGCCAGUAUCUGGAUUAUGAGAAAGAGGAGGUGGAAGCCCAGCCCAGGCAGUGGAAGAAAUAUGACUUCCACUAUGACAACGUCCUCUGGGCUCUGCUGACGCUCUUCACUGUGUCCACAGGAGAAGGCUGGCCCAUGGUGCUGAAGCACUCCGUCGAUGCCACCUAUGAGGAGCAGGGCCCAAGCCCUGGCUUCCGCAUGGAGCUCUCCAUCUUCUAUGUCGUCUACUUCGUGGUCUUCCCCUUCUUCUUUGUCAACAUCUUCGUGGCCCUGAUCAUCAUAACCUUCCAGGAGCAGGGCGACAAGGUGAUGUCUGAGUGCAGCCUGGAGAAGAACGAGAGGGCUUGCAUUGACUUUGCCAUCAGCGCCAAACCCCUGACUCGGUACAUGCCCCAGAACAAGCAGUCCUUCCAGUACAAGACGUGGACCUUUGUGGUCUCACCACCCUUCGAAUACUUCAUCAUGGCCAUGAUCGCUCUCAACACGGUGGUGCUGAUGAUGAAGUUCUACGAUGCGCCGUUUGAGUACGAGCUCAUGCUGAAGUGCCUCAACAUUGUAUUUACCUCCAUGUUCUCCAUGGAGUGUGUGCUGAAGCUCAUCGCCUUCGGGGUGUUGAACUACUUCCGAGAUGCAUGGAAUGUCUUUGACUUCGUCACGGUGUUGGGAAGUAUAACUGAUAUUUUAGUAACAGAGAUUGCGAACAACUUCAUCAACCUUAGCUUCCUUCGCCUCUUCCGGGCAGCGCGGCUCAUCAAGCUGCUCCGGCAGGGCUACACCAUCCGCAUCCUGCUGUGGACUUUUGUCCAGUCCUUCAAGGCCCUGCCCUAUGUGUGCCUGCUCAUCGCCAUGCUCUUCUUCAUCUAUGCCAUCAUAGGCAUGCAGGUCUUCGGAAAUAUUGCUCUGGAUGAUGAAACCAGCAUUAAUCGGCACAACAACUUCCGGACAUUUCUGCAAGCCUUGAUGCUGCUAUUCAGGAGUGCCACUGGGGAGGCCUGGCACGAGAUCAUGCUGUCCUGUCUCAGCAACCGGGCCUGUGAUAAGCAUGCCAGCGCCAGUGAGUGUGGGAGCGACUUUGCCUACUUUUACUUCGUCUCCUUCAUCUUCCUUUGCUCCUUUCUGAUGUUGAACCUCUUUGUGGCUGUGAUCAUGGACAAUUUUGAGUACCUCACGCGGGACUCUUCCAUCCUAGGGCCUCACCACCUGGACGAGUUCAUCCGGGUCUGGGCUGAGUACGACCCGGCUGCGUGUGGGCGCAUCAGUUACAAUGACAUGUUUGAGAUGCUGAAGCACAUGUCCCCGCCCCUGGGGCUGGGGAAGAAGUGCCCCGCGCGUGUCGCCUACAAGCGCCUGGUUCGCAUGAACAUGCCCAUCUCCAAUGAGGACAUGACUGUCCACUUCACGUCCACGCUGAUGGCCCUCAUUAGGACUGCGCUGGAGAUCAAGCUGGCUCCAGCGGGCACAAAGCAGCAUCAGUGUGAUGCAGAGCUGAGGAAGGAGAUCGCCUCUGUGUGGGCCAAUCUACCCCAGAAGACCCUGGACCUACUGGUGCCACCUCACAAACCGGAUGAGAUGACAGUGGGAAAGGUCUACGCAGCUCUCAUGAUCUUUGACUUCUACAAACAAAACAAAACCACCAGAGACCAGAGUCACCAGGCUCCUGGAGGGCUGUCCCAGAUGGGCCCUGUGUCCCUGUUCCACCCUCUGAAGGCGACCCUGGAGCAGACACAGCCUGCAGUGCUCCGAGGAGCCCGGGUUUUCCUGCGACAGAAGAGCUCGGCCUCUCUCAGCAAUGGCGGAGCAGUACAGACCCAAGAGAGUGGCCUCAAAGAAUCUGUUUCCUGGGGCACCCAGAGGACCCAGGAGGUACCCUAUGAGACCAAGACACCCCUGGAGCGUGGCCACUCGACUGAGAUCCCCUUGGCACAGCCAGGAAAGCCGGCUGUGGAUGUGCAGAUGCAGAGCGUGACCCUUCGAGGCUCUGAUGCGGAACCUCAUCCAGGACUGGAAAGCCAGGGCCGGGCAGCAUCUAUGCCUCGCCUGGCCGCUGAGACGCAGCCAGCCCCAGAUUCCAGCCCCAUGAAGCGGUCCAUCUCCACACUGGCGCCCCAGCGAUCUCACGUGACUCACCUCUGCAACACUCCCCUGGACCGUGUUCCAGCAAGCCAGCCAGCUCCCCACCACCACCACCGCUGCCAUCGCCGCAGGGACAGGAAACAGAAGUCUCUGGAGAAGGGGCCCAGCCUGUGUGCAGAAAAUGAUGGGGCACCCAGCAGUGCAGUGGGUCCAGGGCCACCUCCGGGAGAGGGCUCCACAGGCUGCCGGAGGGAGCGCAGGCAGGAGCGUGGCCGGUCACAAGAGCGCAGGCAACCCUCAUCAUCUUCCUCGGAGAAGCAACGCUUCUAUUCCUGUGAUCGUUUUGGGGGCCGAGAGCCCCCACAGCCCAAGCCUUCACUCAGCAGCCACCCCACGUCUCCCACAGCCGGGCAGGAGCCAGGACCUCCCAGACAGGGUUGUGGUUCUGUCAAUGGGAGCUCUCUGUUGCCAACUUCUGGUGCUAGCACCCCAGGCCGCGGUGGGAGGAGACAGCUUCCUCAGACCCCCUUGACUCCCCGUCCCAGCAUCACCUACAAGACGGCCAACUCCUCGCCUGUCCACUUCACGGGGGCUCAGAGCAGCCUUCCGGCCUUCUCUCCUGGCCGGCUCAGCCGCGGCCUUUCUGAACACAAUGCCCUGCUCCAGAGAGAGCCCCUCGGCCAGCCCCUGGCACCCAGCUCUCGGAUUGGCUCCGACCCUUACCUGGGGCAGCGUUUGGACAGUGAAGCAACUGCCCGCCCCCAGCCUGAGGACACUCUCACCUUUGAGGAGGCCAUGGCCACUAACUCAGGCCGCUCCUCUCGGACUUCCUACGUGUCUUCCCUUACCUCGCAGUCCCACCCUCUCCGCCGCGUGCCCAACGGUUACCACUGCACCCUGGGACUCAGCUCGGGUGGGCGGGCGCGACACAGUUACCACCACCCUGACCAAGACCACUGGUGCUAGCUGCACUGCUCAGUGGCACAUUCCAGUGGAUGAGUUUUAUCAUCCGGGCUGCUCAAGGGGUGCCAUGGCCAGAGCUGCAGGCCCCCGGCCCGGGCAAGAGGCCCCUCUGCUCCUCUUUGUUCUUGGCACUGGCGGAGGGGUGUGGCCUACACCCAGAUGCUGCCUCCCUGAGUUGCAUCUGCAGGCCCUCCCUGGGAAGCAGCUGUGUGCUGAGGAGCACGGGUGAGUCCUGGUGUGUCACAGAACCUUUCUGUGAGGUUCAAAUCUUGCAGGGACAGCCUCUGUCCAGGCAUGCAGCCAGAAUGCCAGGGUGAGCCACAGGACGGAGCUGAAGGUGAAUCGGGCUUUGGCUUUGUGCAAGGCACAUCAAUGUCCACAUCACACACUCCCAGCCUUGCUCUGUGCACCUUAAAACAGCAAACGGAGGGGAGAAACACAGCCGCGUGUUCUUUGUCUUCUCCCAGAUACUGUCCACCCCGAGGGGACCAAAUCCGAAAAACACUUUUGUUGCUGGUUUAGGGUUUUAAUCGCAACACCAUUCCCUCUUUUGUCAAUUCUGUAUACUUGAUCUAGGAAAACAGGAAGGAUCAGUUACACCACUUCAAAGACCAAACCUGUUUCGACAUCUCAACUUUCUAUGGUGUGUUUUUGUGGCUUGUGUUAGGAGAUGCUCUUGUGUCCAUUCCAGGGGCAACCCCUGGCUCCCGCUGCUCUUGACCAAGUGCCUGACCUCCAGGCUUGCGCCAGGCUCCUGGGGGCGGUGACAUGAGGCCUGUGUCACCACUGCGGGUGGAUGUGUGGGGAAUCAUCCAAAUAGCAACCCUGUAGGAAGCUGCUGUCCAUGGGGUCCCCGUUGGAUCACCUCCAGGAGGCCAGUUGUCAUUGGAAUGGGGUGCUAAUUUCCCUCUUCCUCCCCAGAGGGGGGCUUCCGGAAGCAAAGUUUGCUUGUGGGGCCAUUUCAGUCUGUUCACAUCGAUUCUCAGGGACGGGAUGCCAGCCAGGCAAGCCGGGCAUCGGCCCAGUCUCUAGAACUGAGGGAGCAGCAGUGGGAGGAGGGGGUGGGCAGGAGGAGCCCGUGUCCUGGUGAGGUGAUGGGCACAGGAGAGCCUGCUCCAGCAGCUGCAGGGGCCUCUGGCACACGCCAUCAGCAGAAAGGAAACCCACCUCCUUGGCCUUGGUGUCCAGGAUUCAAGGCGGGGCUUUGCUUCCUGAGGCAAGGCAGCAUUUGGACAAAUGGGUUGUGGCAUGUUCUCAUGCCUGGGUGCAGAGGUUUCCUUGAUGGGGCAAGUGUUUCCUGGCUCCAUGACCCUCUGUAGAGGAGCUUAGACUGUGUGUGUGUUUGUGUGUGUGUGUGUGUGUGUGUGUGUGUAUGUGUGUGCACAUCUGUGUGGAGGUGUGUCGCAGGAGUGGAUGCUGUCACCCCUUAGGGCUAUGCAACAAAGACACGUGUCACAGAACACAGCCAGACCGCCACCAGGUGUCGGCUCAGCAUGACCGUGACCAAACUUUUAUAGAAUCUCCUUACUGGAAGGCACAACACUCUGAAACUCCACGAUGACAGAGUACUUCACUCCGUAGGUUACUCAGCUGUGCAUGUGCCCUUGUGCCCCGUGCAGAAGGGCGUGUAUCUCAACACUGAUGUCUGUCUCUGAUCCCCACCCCACCCCACCCCAGCCCGUGUUCUCUUGAAUGUAUUCAUUCUGUGCAGAAUCAAUCGCAGCCGCUUCCCCGGGCCUGCCUGUUGGGUGAGAACCCAGGGCGGCACUGUCUCUUCUGGAUUUUUCUAGACAAUUCCUCUGGAACUGGUGAUGGUGACAGGUUGGGGAGGCGAUGCCAUCUUGCUUUCCUGACUUUGGGUUUUAUUUCUGUACUGUCUCUUCUCAGCUCUUGUUUUCCCCCUGAAAUUUCAUAGUGAGUUGCCAAAUUUGAAGUGCAUCAACCACAAUUGUCUGCAUCUGGAACCAGUCAAGCAGUGGCUAUAGUUUGAACUAAUUAUGUGUGCAUGUAAAAUAUAUACAUAUAUACAUAUAUCCAAGUAUGUGCAUGAACAUGUAUAUCUUCGUACUUUUUGAUACGAUGUAUUCAUUUGUUAAUUUUUAAUUAUAUUUGAUAUAAAUCAAAGGUUUGUUGCAAAACUUUAUAUUUAAGUACAGUGUUAAAAAAAAAAAAAACAACAAAAAGGGAAGUCUCGACCAUGCGACAAAAACGGGGCUGGCUUCCAAAAAAAUCUGUGAUUGACUAGUUUGCUGCCUGAACAACAUUUAUCAGCCAAACUUUGGAUUCUGCUGUUGUUUCUACAAUGACAUUUUGUAUGAAGCAAAGUCCUUGGAUUAAAAUAAAACUUAGCAAAAAAUCAAAGCCCAA